This is a messenger RNA of Hibiscus syriacus, 1276 nucleotides long. Its product is annotated as zinc finger protein ZAT10-like. Lineage: Eukaryota; Viridiplantae; Streptophyta; Magnoliopsida; Malvales; Malvaceae. The record is from RefSeq and is a predicted model, not a curated record. The transcript has a single exon. The coding region runs from base 322 to 1131 and encodes 269 amino acids. Gene Ontology annotation, molecular function: DNA-binding transcription factor activity.
GUCUUGGAUUUAUUCAAUCUUGUUUGUUUGACCCACUGAGGUUAGCUACCCACCAAGAAAACUCAACUGCAUUUAGCCUCUUGCCAAUCGCCAAAUAACCAACUAUUUGUCAAUUUUGUAACACUUGCAUCACUUUUGUUAGUUCACACCACUUGUCACGCAACUUCCCUUCCCCACUCCCCUUUUAAACCCGUCCUCCUCACUUCUCACUGCCCUUCAACUCUCAUUUCUCAUUUUCACUACUACUGCUUUCCUCUACGUCUCUCUCUCCAGCUCCAAUUACAAGAAAAACUUGUUUCUUUUAUUGUGUUCGGAAAUCAGAUGGCUUUAGAAGCUCUCAACUCUCCCACAACAGCUGCUACGCCUCCUUUCCAAUUUGAAGAUAGCAACUUACACUGCCUGGAAUCAUUCACCAAGCGUAAGCGUUCUAAGCGACCGCGUUUCGAUCAUGUUACCUCCGAGGAAGAAUACCUUGCUCUGUGUCUCAUCAUGCUCGCACGCGGUGGCGAACCCAACUCCGCCAACACUUCUUCAGUCCCACACCGCCAUCGCUCUCCGACUCCUGCUGUCUCGCUCACUCCAGUGUCAGCACCAGCACCAGCACCACCACCGACCUUAACAGAGCAGAAGGUUAGCUACAAGUGUAGCGUUUGCAACAAGUCCUUUAACUCUUACCAGGCUUUGGGUGGCCACAAAGCCAGCCACCGUAAGCUUUCAGGUGGCAACGACGACCAGUCAACGUCAACAACCAACUCUGCGAUUGCCGGUGGAGUUAUUUCAGCCGCUUUGAACCCAAGCGGAAAAUCCCACGAGUGUUCCAUCUGCCACAAAAGCUUCCCUACUGGCCAGGCCUUGGGAGGCCACAAGCGAUGCCACUAUGAAGGUGGGUCUGGGAACAGUGCCAUCGCUAGCGCUAGCGCUAGCGGCGUAACAUCUGAAGGAGUGGGCUCAACCAAUAACAUGAACCAUAUCAGUCAGCGGGUCGAGUUUGACCUCAACCUUCCGGCUUUGCCAGAAUUCUCACCGGCUAAUUUCUUUGUAACCGGUGCUGAUGAUGAAGUGGAAAGCCCACACCCAGCAAAGAAACCGCGUGGGUUGAUGCAGAUGCCACCCAAAAUUGAAGUCAACUAAACAAUUCUACGUUAGAAGCAUAUGAAUUAAUUAAAUUUUAUAGCCAGAUAGAAUGUAUUUGUUUUGAUAGAUCGUGAGACAUUGUUUCCCCUCUGUACAUAGCACUGGAACGAUUCAUCUGUGCCAAUUCUACUGAGCUUAUUUA